Messenger RNA from Glossina fuscipes, 2933 nucleotides. RefSeq lists its product as uncharacterized. Gene Ontology annotation, biological process: G protein-coupled receptor signaling pathway, coupled to cyclic nucleotide second messenger; adenylate cyclase-inhibiting G protein-coupled acetylcholine receptor signaling pathway; chemical synaptic transmission. The transcript is spliced from 4 exons. The coding region runs from base 13 to 2751 and encodes 912 amino acids. Gene Ontology annotation, cellular component: dendrite; synapse; membrane. Gene Ontology annotation, molecular function: G protein-coupled serotonin receptor activity; G protein-coupled acetylcholine receptor activity. NCBI's taxonomy places the organism in Eukaryota, Metazoa, Arthropoda, Insecta, Diptera, Glossinidae. The record is from RefSeq and is a predicted model, not a curated record.
AGCAAUACGAAAAUGUUAAGUUCAAGUGCAACUGAAAGCUACAAUGAAGUGAGCCAAGUUGAGCUUUUCAACCGCACGGAUCCUAUUUACUCCAUUAAGCCGGACUUCAUAACGCAGUGGAGGCAUAAAAAAGAACAGGAAAAGCUAUGCCGAUAUGUCUAUAAUCAUUUAGUAGAGCAUACUAAUUGCAAACGCAUUCUUGAAGCUGCGCAAUUAGGUAAAGUUUUUAUCAGAAAUAAUGGGGAUUUAAAUGCAUGGAAUAAAGGAGAUCUGGAGCAAUUAAUGGCAUAUAUAAAUGAAAGUGUAAAUGCAACUAACACAGUCCCCGAAAGUCUCGAGCCAGUAUUACCACCAUUUGAACUAUGGCAGACAGUGGCUAUAGCGUUAUGCUUAGCUAUUUGUAUUAUACUGACAGUGGGUGGAAAUAUUUUAGUGCUGCUUGCCUUCAUUGUGGAUCGCAAUAUACGGCAGCCGAGUAAUUAUUUUAUAGCCUCUUUAGCAGCGACUGAUAUGUUAAUAGGAACAGUCUCCAUGCCGUUCUAUACAGUUUAUGUUCUGAUGGGGUAUUGGGAUCUUGGACCAUUACUUUGUGAUUUAUGGCUUUCGGUAGAUUAUACCGUUUGUUUAGUCUCUCAAUACACAGUAUUACUUAUAACAAUUGAUCGGUAUUGUUCGGUAAAAAUAGCAGCCAAAUAUCGAAGCUGGAGGACAAAGAGGCGGGUUAUAUAUAUGGUGACAAUAACUUGGAUUAUUCCUGCCUUAUUAUUUUUUAUUUCAAUCUUCGGAUGGGAACACUUUACUGGAAAACGUGAUUUGCUGCCUGGUCAAUGCGCUGUUCAGUUUCUUAAGGAUCCAGUUUUCAAUACGGCCUUAAUAAUUGGCUAUUAUUGGACCACGUUAAUUGUGCUGUUCAUUUUAUACGGCGGCAUAUAUCGGACUGCCUACGAAAUGCAAAAACGAAGUGAAGCCAAGCAAAGAAAAAUGCAAUCUAUGGUCGCUUUAAGUGCGGGUGCCAUGUCAAUGGGUGUGGCGGGACAUGCAGCCAGCAUAGGGGUAAUUGAAGAAAAUAUGCUUAAAACAAAGCCAAACUUUGAAGAAGAUUCUGCUUUAACAAAUACCAAAAAAUUAUCGGACGGACAAUCAAAUACUUUAACACAUACUAUGGGGUCAAUUAAUGGAACUUUACAAGAAGACGAUAUCAAUGAGCGGAUUUCUGACGAAAAGGUCAACGACGAAAGCAAAGCUGAAAUGGCUGAUGUAGAAAAAAGCGAACGUUCAAGUAGUCCGGCUUUUGAUUCCGAUGAUGAAAGCUCAAUUAAUCAAACGCAGCAAUUGAUUAAUCAACCGAAAUUACCAAAUUUGGGUAAACGAUCUUCAAUUGGUUUAAUGUUUGGUGCACAAGCGGCGUUGCUCGCUACUAAAAGCUUAUGCACACCCACUACAUCAAAAUCUAGUGAGGCAGUCCCUUCAUCAUCGUCGGGUAAAAGUUCCCCACAUCUGUGCAAAAAAUCAGAAACUAAACAGAACAAAGAUGAAAUCCAUUAUUAUGGAACAAUUGAUCGACCUAAACGUUCAUCGUGCGCUACACUUUCUCAAAUUGUGGAAAUAAAUAAAUCAACUGGGAUUAGCCAAGGCAACCUAAAUGAAACGACUAAAAGAUCCUCAAUAUUAAUAAAUGAUUCAACUACAGAAGAGAGUUCUGAUCGUCAAAUCAUCCAUCAUCAGAGUUUAACUCAAACUAUUUUGCCACCACCAGAGCAAUUUCAAUCGAACUCACCAUGCCACGAACCAGAUACAAAUAGUGAUUUGCAACUAACGUAUGACUUUAUGGCGAAUAAUUCAGAGUUGCAAUUCAUGGAUGAAAGUUCAAUAAGAUUAAUGUCAGCAACAACCAAUGGUAGUUUAAGUUAUACCCUUGAUAAUCCGGUUCCCUGUGAGAAGUCUCACAUAGAAGCCAAAUUCAAUGCAGCGAGCACCUUAGUCAAUACUACUACACUGGAGAAGAGGGAUUUAGAUGCGCAAUACGAAUAUCAAGAUUUGGCGAACAUCGAAAAAAUUCCUGAGAAAGAUAACGUCAGUUCGACAGAUUUCACAACCGCAUUGCCGCAGGGGCAUGCAAGGCCGCUGAAUGCAGGAAAAGAAGAUUCUCGAGAAUACGCAGUCGACAAAUUGGGUUCGAAACCAACAACAGCUGAAGAAACAAUCGAGAAAAAUCAAGUCAACGCUAACACACCACAAGUUACUUCAUCUACAAAAAAUUCCGAUUCAGACGAUUAUCUAACAACGGAACAAACUGCCGAACAAAAUUUAGCAAAAGAAUCCAGCAUAGAAAACAAGAAUCAGAAGAAGAGAACAACAGACCCGACAUCAAAAGAUAUUGGACGAAAUUCUAGUAAAAAACACUUUAUCUCCUCUAUAGGUAAACAUUUUAAAAGUAAAAAGGCCACGAUACCUUUAGUUAUUGGAGUGGGAAGACAAAAAUCAAAAUCGGAAAAUCGGGCACGAAAAGCAUUUCGUACUAUAUCUUUUAUACUUGGCUGUUUUGUAGCCUGUUGGACACCUUAUCAUGUGCUCGCCUUAGUUGAAGGCUUCUGCAGGCAACCACCUUGUACCAAUGAACACUUGUAUAUGUUUUCAUAUUUCCUCUGCUAUGCCAACAGUCCGAUGAAUCCGUUCUGCUAUGCUCUUGCUAAUCAACAAUUUAAGAAGACUUUUACACGCAUUUUAAAGGGAGACUUGCACAUGACUUAAAUAAAUAUGUAAUUAAAAAAAAAUAUAUAUAUCGACAAAGAGGGGUCUUCGUGAAAUUAGAUACAAUCUAGACGUGUUGUCUUCCCAAUCCUUUACAUUUCAUAAACGCAAUUCAAUUAAAAGUUAUGACACAAGUCAAUUGUGUAAAACCUAUGUAUCUAUCACUUUACUCUUUUAUAUAC